AUGGAGCACCUAGGUCCGCACCACCUCCACCCGGGCCACGCGGAGCCCAUCAGCUUCGGCAUCGACCAGAUCCUCAACAGCCCGGACCAGGGUGGCUGCAUGGGGCCUGCUUCGCGCCUUCAGGACGGAGAAUAUGGCCUUGGCUGUUUGGUCGGAGGAGCCUACACCUACGGCGGGGGCUCCGCGGUCGGAGCGGGGUCCGGGGGCGCGGGAGCCUAUGGCGCUGGCGGCCCCGGCGGCCCCGGUGGCCCGGCGGGUGGCGGCGGCGGCGCCUGCAGCAUGGGUCCGCUUGCCGGUUCCUACAACGUGAACAUGGCCUUGGCAGGCGGUCCCGGUCCGGGCGGCGGCGGCGGCGGCGGGGGUGGCGGCGGUGGCGGGGGUGCGCUGAGCGCUGCGGGAGUGAUCCGGGUCCCCGCGCACAGGCCACUGGCUGGAGCCGUGGCCCACUCCCAGCCCCUGGCCGCUGGCUUGCCCACCGUGCCCUCUGUGCCUGCCGUGCCGGGCGUCAACAACCUCACCGGCCUCACCUUCCCCUGGAUGGAGAGUAACCGCAGAUACACAAAGGACAGGUUCACAGGUCACCCCUAUCAGAACCGGACGCCCCCCAAGAAGAAGAAGCCGCGCACGUCCUUCACGCGCCUGCAGAUCUGCGAGCUGGAGAAGCGCUUCCACCGCCAGAAGUACCUGGCCUCGGCCGAGCGCGCCGCCCUGGCCAAGGCGCUCAAAAUGACCGACGCGCAGGUCAAAACCUGGUUCCAGAACCGACGGACGAAGUGGAGACGGCAGACCGCGGAGGAGCGUGAGGCUGAGAGGCAGCAGGCGAACCGCAUCCUCCUGCAGCUGCAGCAGGAAGCCUUCCAGAAGAGCCUGGCUCAGCCGCUGCCUGCAGACCCACUGUGCGUGCACAACUCAUCGCUCUUCGCUCUGCAGAACCUGCAGCCGUGGUCUGACGACUCGACCAAGAUCACUAGCGUCACGUCCGUGGCGUCGGCCUGCGAGUGA
Cynocephalus volans (Philippine flying lemur) is the source of this 1002-nucleotide messenger RNA. It is a transcript of the gene TLX1, whose product is annotated as T cell leukemia homeobox 1. Gene Ontology annotation, cellular component: nucleus. The record is from RefSeq and is a predicted model, not a curated record. Gene Ontology annotation, molecular function: DNA-binding transcription factor activity, RNA polymerase II-specific; RNA polymerase II cis-regulatory region sequence-specific DNA binding. The coding region runs from base 1 to 1002 and encodes 333 amino acids. The transcript has 3 exons. Lineage: Eukaryota; Metazoa; Chordata; Mammalia; Dermoptera; Cynocephalidae. Gene Ontology annotation, biological process: regulation of transcription by RNA polymerase II; animal organ development.